Messenger RNA from Plutella xylostella (diamondback moth), 3098 nucleotides. Its product is annotated as modular serine protease. The record is from RefSeq and is a predicted model, not a curated record. Gene Ontology annotation, biological process: proteolysis. Gene Ontology annotation, molecular function: protein binding; serine-type endopeptidase activity. Lineage: Eukaryota; Metazoa; Arthropoda; Insecta; Lepidoptera; Plutellidae.
UCAACAGCCCAGUAAUCUUGGGUUUCCCAAGAUGCGAAGACGCAAUGUGUGUGCCUCGUUUUAAAAUAACAAUUAAAAACAAAACAAAACUUAAAUCCUUAACUUUUUAACUCUAGUGAAGUUUCGUUUAGAAAUAUUUGGACAUAGACGUUAGUGAUAUAGUGAAUAUUGUGAUAUUAUUAUUAUAAGUGGUUUCAGUUAUGAGUGCAUAUAAGGAUAAAAUGUUACUGCUUAUUGUAUUGUUUACGGCUACCUCACUAACAAACGCGUCAGUUGUGAAGAAUCGAGUGGAUUCGUGCGGUUUGGACGAGUUUGCAUGCACAGAUGGCGCGUGCGUCAGUCGCGACGUCGUCUGCGACAGUCGCCGCGACUGCGCCGACGGCAGUGACGAGAGCGCUUGCUCUCUUAGUCCAGAUACAAAUUUCAUGACUGAUCCAAUUCUACAUCGAGAAAGAAGGCAAGCAAAUCAAGGGAGUUGUCCUAAGAGAUUCCAAUGGCGGUGUCGCGACGGCACGUGCAUCUCGUUCGACAAGAAGUGCGACGGCGCGGCGGACUGCGCCGACCGCAGCGACGAGGCGCACGCCGUGUGUAGGAACAUCACUUGCCAGCCGAACUGGUUCCGCUGUACGUACGGCGCGUGCGUGGACGGGACGGCGGCGUGCAACGGCGUGGCGGAGUGCGCUGACGAGUCCGACGAGCUGCUGCCUCAGUGCAGGAAGGAGAGCGACGAAGUCAGAGGCAAAUUCAAAUGCCAAGACGGAUCCCUGAUAUCAGUGGGUGACAAAUGCGACGGUGUCCCCAACUGUCCCGACGGGUCAGAUGAGACAGUCCGCGCCUGUGGGUCAGUCAAGUGCUCGAGCUACCUGUUCCAGUGCGCAUACGGGGCGUGCGUGGAUCAAGGCAGUGAUUGUAAUAAUAUAAGGGAUUGUGCUGAUGGUUCGGACGAGGAUGACAUACUCUGCAACCGAAUGGGUUCGAAGCCAGUAUACACCACCACUACUACAGCCAGACCUUCAUCCGGCACCAACGGUCUCUGCGUGCUGCCCCCCUACCCCGAGCAUGGCCACUACGAAGCCAACAUCCCCAACGCCAGGCCUGGCCUCAGAGAGGACUUUGUCACAGUCAACUUCACCUGUCAGAACGGCUACCAGAUUGAGGGCAACGCUGAUAUUUACUGCUAUGAGGGGCAAUGGCAGUAUCCCUUUCCUAAGUGUGUCCGCCUAUGCAAGCUGAACUUGAGCAACCCAACAGUGCAAUACUUCUGCCAAAUACCAAAUACGAACGGUGGAACCCGAAACUGCAAAGCUUUUGAACCAGUUGGUACAGUCGCCGAGCCAAAAUGUAGAUCUCACUACUAUUCUCCGACCAAUCUACCUCUUUUACGAUGCAUCAACGGAGAUUGGGACUACUCAGUUCACUGCGUCCCAGAAUGCGGCAAGGUGACUCCGGAAGCCACUGGUCUGGUCUCCAACGGGGUCUCAGCCAAGCACGGCGAGCUGCCGUGGCACGUCGGCAUCUACAGGAAGACCACCGAGCCCUACAAGCAGAUCUGCGGGGGCUCCAUCAUCAGCACCUCUGUUGUCAUAUCUGCUGCCCAUUGCUUCUGGGACGACACCGUGAAGCUCCAGGACCCCAAGUGGUUCGCGGUGGCGGCCGGCAAGAUCUACCGGCCCUGGCACGAAGCCAUGGACAAAUUCGCACAGCACAGAGAUGUGAGCAACCUCAUAAUCCCGGACACAUUCUACGGCUCCGAGACCAACUACGACUACGACGUGGCGAUAGUGCUGGUGUCUCAGCCGUUCGAGUACAAGGUCUAUAUCCGGCCUGUCUGCAUCAACUUCAACCUGGAGCUGGAGAAGGAACAGCUGAAGACUGGCAGCAAGGGAAAGGUAGCUGGGUGGGGCUUCACCGGCCCCAACGACCCCCCCUCCCCCGUCCUGAAGGUGGUGGAGCUGCCGUACAUCAGCGAGCGGGAGUGCCUGGCGCGCGCGCCGCCCGGCUACCGGGACCUCGUCACCAGCCAGAAGUUCUGCACGGGUGCUGAGGACCGCAAGACAGUGUGCAAGGGCGACAGCGGCGGCGGCCUGGUGUUCCCCAGCAAAGAGCUAGGGGUGCUCCGGUACUACCUGCGAGGGAUCGUCUCCACGGCGCCGCAGACCUUCGACCAGUGCAACGUGGUCUCUAUAACUACCUUCUCACACGUGUCUAAGAGCGAGGCGUUCAUCAAGCCGUAUUUGUCAGAUUACUGAGGGCAAAGGGACUGACUGUGAGAAAAUGCCACUUGAUUGUACAUUAAUACAUAUGUAAAUUAUGCAAUAAAAGAAUAAAUAAAGAGAGGGGAUUGAAAAUAAAAAGGAGUCAUCUUGCCAUUUUAUGUAAGGACAGUUUUCGAGACUUGAUCAUGUUAAGGAAAACCGGUUUGAAUCGGUACGACUACAGACAAGUCUCAUAAUUUAUAGGUAACUACUGAUAGGAUAAUACAAACACAGACAGACUUAUUAUGACGGAAUUUGGUAUUGGAAUGAAACUGUUAAUUUACGAUUGCUUCGACGGUUGCAGUUAAAUUAUAAAAACUAGUGCUUUACCGGUAUACCGAAAUUGCAGGAAAUAAUUACAGUAAAUUUACCGGUACUUAUUAAAUAUCUACAUUAAUCGGUAAUUUACUCCAUAUGUCACAGUUACGAUAUACCGGUACAUACAAAUAAAAACCGGUAUUUUCCUAGAAACUUUGAUGUCAAAGCAAUGCUUUUUUAAACCUUUAAGAUUAUUUUUUUUUGGAUUAAGUAAGUUCUUAUAUUCAGAAAUGUAUAAUUAAAUUAAUUACUUAAAUAAAAAGCGUAGGAUUUCAUGAAAGUAAAAGUACCAUUUAAGUUUGUGUAUUGUGAGAUUAUGCAAAAGAAUAGCAAUUUAGCUAGGUAGUUAAUAAAUUUUAGAUAUUUUUCUGACUUAACAAGGUUGUUGGUUUAAGCUUAAUAUGAUUUCUUAUAUUAGCUGAAGCGAACAACCUAGUUAAGUUAUAUUUAAGCGAAUUACGCAUAAACGCCUACCUAGUGUAAGAACAAAUAUACGACUCAAUAAACAAAUGUUUAUAAUAGGAA